Molecule: messenger RNA, 525 nt
Organism: Ambispora gerdemannii
Lineage: Eukaryota; Fungi; Glomeromycota; Glomeromycetes; Archaeosporales; Ambisporaceae
Source: the annotation of a GenBank genome assembly
AUGACUAAAAAAUUACCUCAAAACUUGAAAGGAAAACAACAAUUAGAUGUGCUUCACACUAUUUUGAAAUCUCAACAAAAAUAUAAAAAAGUGGCAAAAGAUGCUCGUUUCAUGGUGAAAUUAUUGAAACGAAUGCGGGAGAAAAUUUCGUCGGGUGAACCCAAUGUCCUUUGUUCAAAAUAUGAAUCAGUUGGUCGAAUAGGGACCUCCUAUGAACUUGUUUCUAACCAUAUACAAGAUUCUAAUGAAACAAGGUUGAAUGUGAAAUUUAAUUCUGAUGACGAAACUUCUGAUUCUUCAUGUUCACCAUCUUGCUCAUCCUCUGAUGAUGACCGUAAAAUUGGAUUUUCGCAAAAACAAUUGGCCGACGAACUAGUGGAUUUAUCACCAAAUAAAGACGUCGGUUUGAAAUUGGUUAAAGUUAUUGGUGUGUAUCUGAGUAGACGAGUGUUACCAAGUAAACCAGCAUUAUUGAAAGCAAUUGUUUUAUGGGUUAAUCGGGAGAAAACAAGAAAAUAUUGUUAA